Colletotrichum lupini is the source of this 600-nucleotide messenger RNA. RefSeq lists its product as uncharacterized. NCBI's taxonomy places the organism in Eukaryota, Fungi, Ascomycota, Sordariomycetes, Glomerellales, Glomerellaceae. The transcript has 3 exons. Bases 1 to 600 code for a protein of 199 amino acids. The record is from RefSeq and is a predicted model, not a curated record.
AUGUCAGGUUUCGAAUUCGUCGUGUCACAAUUUGAAGUACGACUUAAGACCCAGGAAGAAGGCAUCGAGAGUAUGACGGUUACAACCCUACAUGGUCAGCUUUUGGUCGUGAAUGUAAAGGUGCAUGCGAACUGCUACAGAUGCAGAUGUCUUGAUGGUGCUAAACCACUCUGUCGGUCUAAUGCCCAAAUAUACUUUGUUCUGCUACCUGCAAAACACAAGGCUGGACUUUCCACCGUAGGUACUCGGGUAUUACUCACCAGUCCCGACUUAAACUACCUUCAUGCAUCCAAUCAUAUGGUGCAUCCGAUCGAUAAUGCCACUUGGCCUCACACUUUUGGGGGUGUAGCAACCCUGGCAAGCGACGGCAGCUGGCAGGAUAGCGAGGAUCACGCAACUGUUUGCAAUCACUAUGAGCCAGUCCAUCUCCGUGCUUCCAUCGCAAUGACGUCUGAUGUGGCACUGAGACCAGCAACUUGUCUCAUCAAUAAGAUACCUAGCUAUUCUUACCCUCCUCUCUUGGAUGACCUGUUGGGUUGGUUUGACCUUCAACCCGUCAUGUUGUUCUCACUACGUAACGGCCAUCUGAAGUUUGAAUGA